Messenger RNA from Acanthochromis polyacanthus (spiny chromis), 4465 nucleotides. Its product is annotated as calcium-independent phospholipase A2-gamma-like. The transcript has 10 exons. Gene Ontology annotation, biological process: arachidonate metabolic process. NCBI's taxonomy places the organism in Eukaryota, Metazoa, Chordata, Actinopteri, Pomacentridae. The coding region runs from base 236 to 2767 and encodes 843 amino acids. The record is from RefSeq and is a predicted model, not a curated record. Gene Ontology annotation, cellular component: membrane.
UAUUGUUUUUCCUUCGACUGUCGCCCUCACGUCAUUCUGGAAAUUAAGUGUCAAAGCGAAUGACCCAAUAGUUUAUCGUACAGUGUUAUACUUUUGUGUUAAAGAAUAAUGGCAGUUUAAUGACGGGAUUAAAGGAUUUUGAAAGGAUUUCUUGAAACGACAACACUGGUUAAGAAAAGAGAAAAAGGGAGUAGAGACCUGUUAUUUCUUUGGAUGGCUCAAGCCCUUACAAAAUAUGAAUAAUAGAUUGGCUCCACAUACCUUGGGGAAAAUAAGCAGAACAUUUCAUAUGUGGCAAAUACAUGCUCGCAAGUCAGCAGCAUCACUUCCAUUGUCUGGUACCUCUCACUGUAGGAUUCAUGCACAGCAGACAGCGUGCUACAAGGCUGGCUAUAGCAGCUGGAAGCACAUCCACCACCUGAGGACCAGGAGUCGUAAAGGAUGGGUCUCCAAGGCUAGCCAGGUUAGGCAGCGGCUUGGACUCCACACAAGCACCCUGUAUUUGAACACUUCAACCUCAAAGUGGUCUGCUGGUCUGAGCCAACACAUGUCAAGGGUCAGGAGCACACUAGACACAGUUUCUAAAGCUGUGAGUGGGACACACACAGAUCUUCUGGCCAAAAUUGCCCGACUCAAACCUAACGCUUUAAAGGCUGGUAAAAAUGCUGAGGCCAGUAUUGAGUCAACAGCAAAUGCUGAGGAGAAUGCAGUCACACCUAUUCCUGCUGCCACUUCUACAUCUACCGCAGCCCAACCUGUAGUAAACUCAUCAUCUGCCAAUCCGUCUCUUUCCAAUUCUGCUGCUACACUUGAUGCAAGUGCCACUACCUCCACUCAUCCUCACAGUUCUACCCAAGCAGCUGUCCCUGCCACAAUCCCAGCAGUGCAUGAGGUUAAAGAGAAAAGACUGAGACGUGUUGUUCCCGCUGUCAAAGCUACUUGUGCCAGGAAGAAAGAGGAGCUUCCACCUUCACUGAAGGAGACAGAGAGCAAAAGCACAACUUCCAAACAAAACACAGCACUUUUCCAUCCCAGCACGUUGUCAGUUAGCCUGGAUGAGACUUACACCUACCUAGCCCAUCACAUCAACUCAUACUUUGGCAACAUUACAAAGACUCAGGAUAAAAAAGGGAGCAGUGUUGAAAAGUCCUCCAUUUCCUCUCAGGAUCAACAAACCUCAGACCUCAUCACAGUGUCCGGUAAAACAGAAUCGGCCGCUCCGGUUACCCCGCCUUCGUCCAGGAAGGGUUUAGGACAGUACCUUUCCUAUUCUGCUCCCACUGUGCAAGCAUUUGUUGGGAACUACAUUGCUACUCUUGUUCCUAAGUUCAGGACAGCAGAUCCCAAAAAUGCUGCAGUGGAGGAGAAGAAGCCUGAAGAUGUGUCAGUAAAACAGGUUGAGGCCACAGUCAGUAAGGAGCAGAAGGCUGCAGAGGAGAAAGCCAAGAAACUUCUGCUUCAAAGGGAAAAGAUUAUUGCCAGGGUGAGUGUGGACAAUCGAACUCGGGCUCUGGUCCAGGCUCUCCACAGGGCAUCAGAUGUGAGGGUCUAUAUCAACAGAGUGGAGGACCUAAGUUACCACCUCUUGGAAUUCCCAGAGACUUGUGGCGUUGCGGUCAAGGAGAAGGUUAUCCCUUGUCUCCUCCGUCUGGAGCAGGCCAACGACCCUGGCCUGAGAGCAGCAGUUCGAGAAGCUCUCGCUCUUGUGGGCUAUCAUAAACCCGUUAAAGGCCGGGGCAUACGGAUCCUGUCCAUAGAUGGGGGAGGUUUAAGGGGACUUCUUGCCCUUCAGACUCUACAUAAGCUGGAAGCCUUGACCGGCAAGCCCAUCUACAAGCUGUUUGAUUAUAUUUGUGGUGUCAGCACAGGUGCUAUCCUUGGGUUCAUGCUGGGUGUGUUUCAAGUCCCACUGAAAGAGUGUGAUGUUCUUUAUCGGAAGCUGGGUUCUGAUGUUUUCAAGCAGAAUGUGAUUGUCGGCACGGUGAAGAUGGGCUGGAGCCAUGCUUUCUAUGACAGCGAAGCCUGGGAGAACAUCCUCAAAGAGAAAAUGGGCUCUCAUCUCCUGGUGGAGACUUCAAGAAACCCUGAAUGCCCCAAGGUGGCAGCUGUGAGCACCAUUGUGAACCGAGGCACUUCUCUGAAGGCGUAUGUGUUCAGGAACUACAACCUGCUGCCCGGGUUGCGCUCGCACUACCUGGGGGGCUGCCAGCACCAGCUGUGGCAGGCCAUCCGUGCCACUUCAGCAGCCCCUGGGUAUUUCCAGGAGUUCCCUCUGGGGAAUGAUCUCCACCAGGAUGGAGGUCUGUUGAUCAACAACCCCACUGCACUUGCCGUCCACGAGUGUAAGUGUUUGUGGCCUGAUACGCCCUUGGAGUGUGUGGUCUCACUCGGUACAGGCCGCUUCGAAGCUCCCAGCAAGAACAGCAAGACGUAUACAAGCCUCAAAACCAAACUCACCAACGUCAUCAGCAGUGCCACAGACACUGAGGAGGUUCACGCCAUGCUCGACGCUUUCCUACCUCCAGACACUUACUUCCGCUUCAACCCCCACAUGAGCGAAGAUAUAUCCCUGGAUGACAACCGGCAGGAGAAGCUCAACCUGCUGCAGGCUGAGGGCGUCCGGUAUCUGGAGAGGAACGAAGAGAAGCUGAACAAAGUUGCUCGCAUCCUCACCCGUGAGAAAAGCUCCAUCCAGAGGAUGUCUGAGUGGGCAAGGCUCAGAGCUGACAUGUAUAACAGCCUGUCCUUUAACUCUUCCAGGUUUUAGAUCCAACACAAGCCACAUUUCCAUAACCAACAUAUCCACUGAAUGUCUUCCAUUAAAACUGCUCACAAUAGGUGAUGUUUCAAUGUGUCAUAGUUGUUGGCUUCCUGACCUGUAAGUCUGAAGAACAUUGUGUAAAUACACAUGUUGGUGAUGUGUCCAACAUGCCAAAUGCUACGUAGCCCUUAAUUCCCCACUGAUACUUUAAUGGUGAUUUUAGUGUUAAUGUGCCAGCAGCUUUGGCAGUCGGCACAUUCACAAUUUCCACAGCCAAAAUUUGCUGGAGUUGCCGUUGGUGUGUAGCCCUCAUGUCAGCAUAGUUGUAUUCAAACAAUAUGUUUCAGACGACUUGUGGAUUUGUCAGCUUCAUAGUAAAUGCAUUCACAGGAACAGUUCAAACAUUUUGGGGCAAUAUGCUUUUUACCUUGCUUGCUACGACCCAUGCCACUAUUGUAUGAUAAAUAUAAGUUCCUUAGAAUACAGGCUGGAAUCAGAAAAACAGAAUGUCUGUCUCUUUCUCAAGGGGACAAAAUACACCUACUUAGCCGUUUCCCUAUUACUAGUCUUUAUGCUACGUUAAGCUAACUGGCUGCUGGCAGCAGCCACAAAAUUGCUGUACAGAUAAGUGAGAAUGAGAGCAUGCCUCCUAAAAUAGUCCUUUCAAAAGCAGAACUCAAACGCCGUCCUACAGCAGGAACAGUUCUCCCCAAGUGAGCACUUUGUAACCAUUUGCUUUCCUUUACGGUAUUUUUUUAUGACAACCACUCUAUGCUCAUGAACCCGUUUCUUUACCUGUUACUGUCACAGAAAAAAAAUGUACAAAUGGGCUUUAUGCUUGAAGUAUUUCUCAUAUUUGCUAAGCUGUAAUUAGCCUGUAACACUGUAAAACUUAAUUGUAAAGAAAUUACAGGGAAGAUAAUAUUUUUGUAAGCUAAUUGCGGUCAAUCUGAGCAUCUAAUGCAAGUGACAUUUCUCAGUUGUAAUGACAAUUAUUUGCACAUUCAAGCUAUGUAAUUAUAUAUUGAUGACACUAACAUUGGUACGCGAGGGCCCACGACAAGCACUACAGUGUUAUAUAUGAUUGUUAUAUGCAUAUCGUGAUAAAUGAUAACGAUUGAAAUGAAUAGUAGCUAUAUACUUUAAAUGUGGAUGCAAAUUAAGCCUCACUGUCACGACGAUAUGUCUUUUAUGUAUUAUUUUAGCCUCGGAGUAUUUUAAGUUCAGUUGUUUCCAAAGCUUUUAUCACCGUGUGCUUGAUUGUUUGGUUUUAUGGAUUCCCCACAGGCUAUUCACAUUUUCGGCUCUGUCUUUAGCGUGCCCUCUUUCCCUUUGAUGCCGUUUCUCAAAAGCCUCUUUCGCCCUUUCUACCUUGAAGUGCUGUGUUUUAGUCCCCGCUCUGCUGUACUAUAGUGUUUGUUGAAAUCAUGCAGGUUGUAACUAAAGCCCUGCUUUAAAACAGAUGGCUGCUCAUUGAGCUGUUAUGGUGGCGAAUUAUCUUCAUAUGCUGCUACGUGUACUGCACUGCAGAUGUCUGUUUUCAUGCCUAACCUGGUCAAGUACUGUACAACAAUGUGUUGAUCACUCCCAGAGGACCUGAAAUAAAAUGGACGCAGAUACCUCCCAGAUUAAUAUAAUUCCACUGUUCUCCUGUUGGUCCUGUGUAAAGACUGUUCAAGAGUGUAAUUAAAACCUGUCACGGAA